AUGGGAUCUCGCCGUGGUCGACUAAAUUGGUCUAAUUUGGAUGUCCGUAUUUCGGAUGAUGUGAUCGAAAAGCAACAUCGUUUUACUGCUUCAAAUUUAUCUCCAACAACAUCGACAUUAUCACAAGAUGUUACCAACGAUGAAAAAAAGUCAAGUCCCUUAACAGUGUCCGUUAAACGAUCAUGGGUACCGAAAACUGAUGUAGGUGAAAUGCUUGCAGAACAAUUUGUUUGUAAUUUUAUGUUGACAGACGCUGAACAAACUAUGAUUGAUCAAAAAUAUAAGAAAACAAUGGAUAAUGACCAAAAAUAUAACAGACGAAUUCAUAAUGAUCAAAAGUAUAAUAAACAAAUCGAUAAUGUCGAAUGUUCGAAUUCUUCACCACCAGCGCCAAAACCAAUACGAAUAUCAAGUAGAUUACCUGCUACAAGAGAUACAGUAUUAUCACCACGAAUAUCGAAUUUAUAUGUUGGUCAACAUCUUUUAAAUGUGUUUGUUUGUCAUGUUGAAUCUUAUUCCCAUGUUUACAUUAUGUUUGGUGAUGAUUAUAAUCGCGCAACAAAAUUAUUUCAAGAUAUGAAUAAUUGUAUUGAACUCAUUCGACCAUCAACUAUUACUUUCGAACUAAAAGAACAAGAUUUAGUUGCUCUACAUCAUGAAAAAAAAUGGUUUCGUGGUCGAUGUCUAAAUUCAACGGGCACGAGUGUUACUGUUUUAUGUAUUGAUUCAGGUGUAAAUAUUUCAUGCUCACGAAAUAAUCUUCGACGUUUACCAGAUAUGUUUCGAACAUCACCACCAUGUUGUAUCGAAUGUUCACUUUCUGGUCUGCCAACAACCAUAACAAUGAAUGAAACGCCCGAUGCUAUUCGUAGUGAAUGUAUUGAACUCUUAUAUAAAGAUCGUUAUGAAGCCAUUGUAACAAAAUUAGAAUCACCAAAUCAUCCAACUAUUGUAUUAUACUAUGGUGAUGAAAAUGUGAAUGAUCGAUUAUUUACACUUCUCAAAUUGAUUUGA
This is a messenger RNA of Rotaria socialis, 1014 nucleotides long. The record is from the annotation of a GenBank genome assembly. NCBI's taxonomy places the organism in Eukaryota, Metazoa, Rotifera, Eurotatoria, Philodinida, Philodinidae.